AUGGAAGAGCUCCAGGGCGAAUUUAAGUAUGCCGUUGUUUUAUAUGACACAAGAAUACUGUACCAAAAGCUUUCCGAAGGUUUCAGUCUAUGUGACAUCUGCAAUCGCGUGAACUCUUGUCCCGUCGGACCCUUAUCUUCACACGUAUUUCCCACAAAAUACGGGGCAAACACCUGCAAUCAGCAAGCGAUAGCGCUUGGGCUUUUGCUCGGCGGCCUGACACGCGCCACCAUAAAACUGCGCGUCUUUGCAUCCGUAGGACGCCGCCUGUCUACCACGAGUGAGCAAGGUGCACCAACAGGGCACUAUGACUCCACUUCGUCAGAUCUUUAUCUUUGCUGUACUGGUGGUGUGUCUGCUGGCCCUGAUCAUGGCAGCGCCAGCCAAGAAAUGCCCCAGCUUCUGCAAGAAAGAAUGCCUGAACCCAGUUCUUUGCCCACCACAGUGUCAGCACUGCAUGAUAAAUCUGUUGAUCUGAAGAGGCGAUGAGCUGCUUUAGGCGCUGAUGGAAGCCAAGUAAUAUAGGCACCCUGCAUCGGCCAAAUGGCGCUGCCACUCUUUUAGUUAUCACACCAGUGUCACCAACACCAGCCGCUAUUGCCGCUAUGAAAAUGAAAUAUUUGAAAAGCAAGGACACAAGCUGACGCUUCAUCACUCGCCUGAGUGCUACACGCCGAGCUUUGCCGAUCUUGAUGGUCAGGUUUGGGGUCGUUCGUUCUGUCGUGUUCAAGCGCGAUCAUGCCUUAUCAUCGCAGCACGGACGGCGUAGCUUAACAGUGGCCGAUCCCGGGUUGCGGCGCUGCUGUCAACUGGAAAGUUUCAGCGCAGGGUGCCUAUAUAGGCUAUUGCAUCGCGAAGGAACACUCAACUCAGGGAACAAUCAACUCGAAACAAAUAUGAACUUUGAUACCAGUCUAGAUAUUCUUAAAAAGCAACUAACAAACGAGUCAUUAGACGACACAAACAAAGUUAAGCAUAUUUUGGUGAAUUGUAAUGCAUAUGAGAAUACAUUGUUUUAUAUGAAUAGAAAGUAGUUGUUAUACAUUUCCUUGUAUUUCAUGUUUCACAUAUUAGACAUUUGCACUGCACAUAAGUAAGGUCUCAUUGGAUGGAUGUUUUUGUUAGUGUUUAUUUUCCUUUCAUUAAUAUAAAUUAUAAAUGUACAACGUUUUUAUUUUUCUUCAUUUGUUUACGACACGCUGAUUUAAUGAGCGCAUGCUGCGAGAUGGUGUUACAAAAAUUCUAUAUUCUUUUUUACACUAAGUACAGAAAUCUCAGUCAUUGCUGUACCUUUAGCUUCUGCGCCUUUCUUCAUGUGAUUCAAAAACCCAAAAAAGCAUUUAGUCUUUUGCAUCUCUUCGUCUAUAGCUACUAGCGCUGUGCACAAUUUGCACAUUUUUCAGCACAUCACAGCUAUAAUUAAAUAUUUUAUAUGUGUGGACUGCAAGUAAUAAAGAAUUGACAUGCCGUGUC
Molecule: messenger RNA, 1473 nt
Organism: Dermacentor andersoni
Lineage: Eukaryota; Metazoa; Arthropoda; Arachnida; Ixodida; Ixodidae
Source: RefSeq, a predicted model, not a curated record